UAUCGGUGCCCCGCCCACCAGCCGAGCGUGUCUCCGCCCGCGUCCCGCCCAUUACCAAAUCGGGCAGUGUUUAUCACUGUACAAAUUCAAGCUCGGAUUUGUCUUAGAGUUUGGAAGUCGCGCCAGGACGGCAGGCGUUUCGGUAGAGGCAGGGAUGUGCGUGCUGGACUUCGGGUGCCGCGUGGGGAGCUCCAGGACGGGCUGUGGGAUAGGAAGGUGGGGAAAGGGUUGCAUAGUGACCCCGCUUUAGCUCUCGAUCUGGGUGUGCUGGAGCGAGCGCCGAGGCUGGAGAAGGAACUGGAUCCAAACUUGAGCUUGCUGGGGGCGCGCCGCCCCGGAGAGGUUGGGUGACCCCAGAGACUGUGGGCCCUGCGGGUUGCAAAGGCGCUGGCAUUGAGGUUUCUUCAUCCCAGGGUUGAAAGGUGUGCGCGAGUGAAAGCGAGCGGUCACGAAACGACAACGCCCCGCCCCUGCUGGCCAGUGGUUCACCCCCAGGACCUAGGCGGGCCGGGCUGCGCGCUGGACCCACGUUAAAGGAGUAGGGCCGCGGAGGGAGGCCCGAGGUGUCCCAGGGACUGGCCUGUCGCUUCCGCAGGCAGUGUCGGCACCCAGACCGGUUUUUCCACCAUUCCUGCAACUUCCUUUUUGAUAUUUUAAAUUUACUCGCUAAAUAGUCUACUUAUUCUAUGGGCUGGGUACCCGGGAACCCCAAACACACGGGUUAUUUCUGUUUUUCUCAUUUUGAAAAAGGAUGCCCGCCACCUUUCCUUGUUCAGAGGCUACGUGGGUACUUACAUCCCCAGCCGGGUGUGGCAGCAGCAGACACUCCCCGUACCGCUAUGAGUGCCCUCGGUGCCUCUCCCUCCUUCUUGGCCCACAUGUAGUGGCCAUUUCUACACCCACCUGCCAUCAUCCCCCUUCCCUCGUCUGUUUGACAUGCUCACACGAUUUACUCAAGGAGACGCCAGUUGUCCGAAUGCGUGUGCGUGCGUGUGAGAGUGUGUGUGUUUUAAUAUUCAGGGGGUGAUCAUAAACAGGAAGUAGUCAUACUAGGUACCCUCUACCCCUACCCUAAGGAGUGGAGUGCGGAAGAGAGGCCGCCUUGGAAAUCAGCAUGAUUCAGGAUUUUUUAUUCAAACAGUGACGUGGGAAAAUGUAAAAUGAGAUGGGGGUGGGUAGCGGUGUACACCCCAGGGGGGGUGGAUGCAGGGAGAGCAAGCAGGCUUCCCAAAUGCCUAAUGUAAUCACGGGCCAGCUGCAUGCACUUGUAAAGUUGUUAUAACCCCCUCCUUGUUAUAAACAGGAAAGCCCAGAAUAUAAAGCUGGAGACCCACAUUCACAAAUACCAGGCCUCCCGCGCCAGCUGCCACGGCCUCCUUUUAUGGUGUUCCUCCCUUGCAACCUUGGCCCCAUCAGGAGGACCUUACUUUUGCCCCCAGUUCUCUAAAUGGGUUUAUUUUGAAACCUUCCUCGGUGGAGCUGUGGACCAGGUGCUCUUCCCCAGGCCUCCAGUGCCCUAGGCCUUCCCUUCCAGAGAAGCUGGGCUCCCAGAGUCCAAUUUCCCUCCGAUUUCCAGAGAGUCCUGGAAGGGAGGGUGUGGGAGAGCAGGUCCCUAGAGAGUGCCACCUCCUAUUGGGUCCGCCACCUGUUUUUUCAGGGAGGGCUGAAUCCCUUUCUCAGCAAACACUCAGGCUUCUUAGACACCCUCCCUGCCCCGAUCUAAAAGGUUCCUAGGACCUCAGAAAGCAUUUUACUAGACUCGACGUUUUACAUCUCGACAUGUCCGGUUAAGCCUGGUAGAAGAAAAGGCCUUUUGUGGGAGGCCCUGGGGUUGUGGGGCUCCCCCAGGCCAGCGUAAAACUCACCCCUGCACACCCACCCCCAUCUCCACCUCUCUUUCCUGGCUCAGCAGACCCUGCUCCGAGCCACCGCGGUCUACAUCCUGCCUCACUGACUGUGUGUGCUUACAGCGUCAAGGGGUGGACGUGAUAUUUCAAACAUCAGAUCAGUGCGUUUAUAUAUUGGGUGCCCGGAAAUUUUUCCAAAUAAACACAGCUUGAUUCAACUUGGGUGGGCGGACUUAUCAACAGACUAAUUCUAUAAACAAAUGAAGGAAUAGCCCCAAAACCGAUUGGCUGGUAUCAAAAAGACACGUGGAGGGAAAAGCUUGGAGUUUUUCAGCAAUGAAAUUUUAAUUAAUGUGGGUGGGCUGAGAACACAAGGACUGUUUAUCAUAGACAAUUUAUUUUCCAGGGCUAAGUCAACAUAUAACAGCAAACUUACAACAAUUAUUUAACAUUUUUAAAGCCAUGAAGAAGGGACAGAGCACGGAGCGGCCGGGGAGAGCGGCAGAGCCAGAGGCAGAGGCACGGCUGGCUCCCCGGGAGGGCCCUUGCGGCGCGGGGCGCAGUGCCUAGGUCCCCCGGGUCGCCUACGUUGCGGGGAGCGCAGCGCAGGCUCUCGCUUGCCAUGAGCCACCUCUUCGAUCCCCGGCUGUCUGCCCUGGCAGCCUCACCCAUGCUGUAUCUGUACGGUCCCGAGAGACCCGGGCUGCCUCUGGCCUUCGCCCCCGCGGCUGCUCUGGCUGCCUCGGGCCGGGCCGACACCCCGCAGAAGCCUCCCUACAGCUACAUCGCGCUCAUCGCCAUGGCGAUCCAGGACGCGCCUGAGCAGAGGGUCACGCUCAACGGCAUCUACCAGUUCAUCAUGGACCGCUUCCCCUUCUACCACGACAACCGGCAGGGCUGGCAAAACAGCAUCCGCCACAACCUCUCGCUCAACGACUGCUUCGUCAAGGUGCCCCGCGAGAAAGGGCGGCCGGGCAAGGGCAGCUACUGGACGUUGGACCCCCGCUGCCUGGACAUGUUUGAGAACGGCAACUACCGGCGCCGGAAGAGGAAGCCCAAGCCGGGCCCCGGGGCCCCGGAGGCCAAGAGGCCCCGCGCCGAGACGCACGAGCGCAGCACGGAGGCGCAACCGGAGGCAGGGAGCGGGGCAGGGGGCUCGGGCCCCGCAAUCCCACGCCUGGAGGGAGCGCCUGUGGGCCCCUCGCCCCUCCUGGACGGCCCCUCUCCGCCGGCGCCCCUCCACUGGCCGGGGACCGCGUCCCCAGACGAGGACGCUGGUGACGCUGUCCAGGGCGCAGCGGCCGUGGCGGUCGGCCAGCCAGCGCGCACGGGGGACGGCCCGGGGUCCCCUCUGCGCCCCGCCUCCCGCAGCUCUCCGAAGAGCUCCGACAAGUCCAAGAGCUUCAGCAUAGACAGUAUCCUGGCGGGAAGGCAGGGCCAGAAGCCGCCUGCAGGGGACGAGCUUCUGGGGGGCGCCAAGCCCGGGCCCGGCGGCCGUCUGGGUGCCUCGCUCCUGGCCGCCUCCUCCAGCCUCCGUCCGCCUUUCAACGCUUCCCUGAUGCUCGACCCGCACGUCCAGGGCGGUUUUUACCAGCUCGGGAUCCCCUUCCUCUCCUAUUUCCCCCUGCAGCUUCCCGACACCGUGCUCCACUUCCAGUAAAGCAAACGAUGGCGCGGUUCUUCUCCCAGCCCGGCCUGCGCCUCCGCUGAGCGAAAGGCCACAGCUCCCACCUGCGGAGGAUUUUAAAAUUAUCUUUGCCUGGGACGGCCUGUGGACUCAGGGAAAUGUCACCAACCAUUGGCGCAGGUGGACGCUCUCGCCUGCCUUCUCCGAAGAAAACUUUUCCUAGCAACCUGGCGCAGCUACGGAGACUUAAAAGAUCCCUGCGGGGUCAUGGGCACCCGCGGGGACCUCUACCGCAGGAGAUUCCUUGACUUUUGGCCUGUUUAAUGGAGUGGUCUUCAGCGGCCCACCGCAGGUCCUGCGCGUCCCGGGCAUGCGAGGGCCCGCAGACUACCCAACACAGGCCUUACAGGUGCAGUGUGGUCCUUUCGACCGGGGACCCCCAUAGGACCGUCGCCUGCUUCGCUGUUGCUGUGUGGGUCCGGCCUUGGUUAUGAGCCCAUCUGGAUGUGGGGUGGUCACAGCUGGGUUUGUUCCCGCCUUGAAGUUGUGGAGGUGCCGGGGGUGACCCCGGGUUUUCAGGUUUUCUGGAAGAUGUAGGGCCUGAUUAGGAUUUAUGACCAAUGUUCAGGUAUAGAAGCUGAUAAACCACCCAGAGCAGUAACACUUUUAUUUUAAACAGAGAAGUUUUCUCUUAAUUUCUUUCUGGGUAGUAAAAGGAACAUGUUUUAUUAUUUGCAUAAAUACUUGACUCUAAGCAUUGACCUUUGAAAACGCGUGUAUUAACAACUUUUAUUAAGAAAGUGCACUCUAUAUAACAUCUUCUUGCAUUAUGAUAUCUCAUUAGCCAAUACACAUGCAGCUAUGUAACCCACAACAGCAGACGGCCUAUCCUUUUGCUUUUGUUUUUAAGGGAUCAAAAUAUUUCAAGGCAUACCAUGAGGAAGGGUGUGAGGGGGAGGGGAUAUGCCUCAGACAAUGUUGGAGUUUUGAUUUCCAUGGUUUUUCAAGAUCCAGGCUUGGUGGUCGCUAUAUUUUUCAGAAACAGAUAAUGAAGGACUACGUUUAAUUUAAAAAGUUGGGUGAAACAAGCAAAAGCAGACGCAGAGAGAGAGGGAUGAAUGCAGGAGAAGAAUAAGGGGAUGUGCUGGUAUCAGCUGGAAGGGGCCUCUCCAGGCCCCAGAGGACCUGAGGCUCCAUGGCAGGACACUCCCGGCCCGCACCCCCAGCAGCUUAAAGAGGUGACUGACAGUCUGGGGAGGGGAGCAGAGGUCUGCAACAAAAAUCUAAUUAAGAAUAUUGAGAUGUUCACAACCAAGUUAGGCUUGGAACUUCGGGGAAAUGCACCCAACGUCUAUGCCAUCUCUAGCUGGGUUAUCUUCGAGGUUGUGAAAUGCAAUUUUCUGAACCUCUAAGUCACUUAUUUUAUGUCAUGUGAUAAAGACACAAGUAGUCACGCAUUCUUGGAAAUAGGCUGGAAGGGAGGUCUUUAAGAUAGCUUUUAAAAUAGUUUCCGGGACUUCUCUAAAAAUGAUGACAAACUUUGAAUCCAGAGGGCCUGCUGGUCAAUGUGUUGGAAAGGACAUUUCAGGCCGGCAGAGUAAUUGGAUAAUUCAUAGGCAUAGAGGUGACUUUUGGAAAAUUCAUUCUCAUAUCCAUGUUGAACCAGGCUUCCAUGACUGGUUUCCACCCAGGCCAGUGGGAAGACUCUGGGAAACUGCAGCCCAGCCUUGAUUGGAAGAACUUCAGGAGGAACCAUUGCUGAGAUCCAGGCUCACUGUGUUUAACUGAAAAUGUGGUGGAAGGGCUGUCACUGGAUAUUUUGUUAUCCCAAAUUCUCAGCCUCUGUGAAUAAAGUUGUUUUUUCAUUAACCUCUCA
This is a messenger RNA of Chlorocebus sabaeus (green monkey), 5350 nucleotides long. RefSeq names its product forkhead box L1 (gene FOXL1). The record is from RefSeq and is a predicted model, not a curated record. Gene Ontology annotation, molecular function: DNA-binding transcription factor activity, RNA polymerase II-specific; RNA polymerase II cis-regulatory region sequence-specific DNA binding. Gene Ontology annotation, biological process: anatomical structure morphogenesis; regulation of transcription by RNA polymerase II; cell differentiation. NCBI's taxonomy places the organism in Eukaryota, Metazoa, Chordata, Mammalia, Primates, Cercopithecidae.